GGCAGGGCGACCUGAGAGCCGCGGGCCUCGCUGUUGCCCGUUGCCCCAGGGACAUCUGUGGGGCUGACACCCGCCUCUGCGGUUCCCGUCCUUACCGCGUGCCUUCCACGUGUAUGGGUGAAAUGAGAGAAAUCAGCGCUUGGUGUUCCUUUUAACGCACUUGUUUCACGGAGCUUCGGUAGAAUGGGGACAGUUUGAGAAAUGCUGACGUCAUAUGUUGUCUUUUCAGUUCUAAAAUUAAGGUGACACUAAGUUGAAAACCAUACAAGGUGUUGUGACAAGGUACUGCAGUGAUUAUGGCAUGAUUGAUGAUUUGAUCUACUUCUCCAAUGAAGCUGUGACUGGCAAAGUGCUCCUGAAUGUUGGACAGGAAGUUAUUGCAGUUGUGGAAGAGAAUAAAGUGUCUAACGGACUAAAAGCAAUCAGGGUAGAAGCUGUCUCUGAUAAAUGGGAAGACGACAGCAAGAACCACGGUGGCGGGCUGUCAGACUCCAGACCCCGAAUGCUGAUCGGAUGUGUGACUUCCCUAAUGGAAAGUGCCGGCUACAUCAACCAGACCACGUACUUCUCUCUGGAAAGUGUCUGUGAAGGUUUCCAGCCCUGCAAGGGAGACUGGGUGGAGGCCGAGUACUGGAUCCGGCCUGGCACGUGGAGCAGUGAGGCCGUGUCCGUGAAGCCGCUGAGGUACAAGCGCGUGGACAAGGUCUGCAUCUCCAGCCUCUGUGGCAGGAACGGGGUGAUGGACGACAGUAUCUUCUUCUCCUUGGACUCUCUGAAACUGCCAGACGGGUACAUUCCCCGGAGAGGUGACAUCGUCAACGCAGUGGUGGUGGAGAGCAGCCAGUCGUGCUACAUCUGGAGAGCACUUUGUAUAACCCCCGUGAAAAGGCGAGAUGCCACUGCUGUUGGCGAGGCAGCUGAGGAGUCCUACGGAGCCCUUUUGUUGAAGAACAAAGGGGAUGUUGAAGUUACACAGAUGACACAUUUUGGAACAUUAAAGGAAGGAGGAAGUAAAAUUAUGGUGAUCUGGAUUGAGAAUAAAGGAGACAUUCCUCAAAACCUAGUCAGCUGUAAACUGGCUGGCUGGGAUAAGGCCAAACAGUUCAGAUUCCAGGUGCUGGAGGAAGCCCAAGCAUGCCCAGUGGUAUCUUUUGUUUCUGUUCCUGAGAAGGGGAAGAAUUUAUUAGAUGAAAAUAUUAAUUCAUUAAAUAGCUACCGAAAAAACAAAACCUGUCAGACACCAGAGAGCAGUUUGGUGGACAACAGAAACGUCUCCCCAGGUGAUGGUCCCUGUGAAGGAGAAAGUGGAGGCAAAGGAGGCACGCUACUGCGGCAGCAGGUGGCAGAGCCAGGGCCUGGUGUGCUCGUCCCUCCAGGGGGUAAAACCUCUGUGGUGGUUGUAUGUGACGCAAAAAAUUCUGGCCGCUGCAAGGAACUCCUUUUGCUCUGUUUUUCCAAUUUCCUAAUUGGGCGAUACCUUGAAGUAAAUGUUGUAAGUGGUGAGGAGUCACUAAUAGCUGUCCGUGAGCCAUUUUCUUGGAAAAAGCCUAAAAGUUCCCAAGCAUUAUUGGCAUCCACAAAAACUACAGUUGUCGUGACCACACAGAAAAGGAAUUCAAGACGACAACUUCCCAGUUUUCUUCCUCAGUAUCCGAUACCAGAUAGACUUAAAAAAUGUGUGGAACAAAAAAUUGACAUCCUGACUUUUCAGCCAUUACUUGCCGAGCUUUUGAACAUGUCAAAUUACAAGGAGAAGUUUUCGACUUUGCUGUGGCUUGAGGAGAUUCACGCAGAAAUAGAACUGAAAGAGUACAACAUGAGCGGCGUCACCCUGAAGAGGAAUGGGGACUUACUGGUUUUGGAGGUCCCAGGACUGGCUGAAAGCAGGCCUUCUCUGUAUGCAGGUGAUAAACUGAUUCUAAAAACUCAAGAGUACAACGGACAUGUCAUCGAAUACAUCGGCUAUGUGACUGAGAUUCAUGAAGAAGAUGUAACUCUUAAACUUAAUCCAGAAUUUGAGCAAGCAUAUAACUUCGAACCCAUGGAUGUGGAAUUUACAUAUAACAGAACCACGAGUAGACGGUGCCACUUUGCACUGGAACAAGUCAUCCACUUAGGUGCAAAAGUGUUGUUUCCAGAAGAAAUAAUUUUACAGUCUCCCCAGGUGACAAGGAAUUGGAACCAUGCACAAGACACCAGAAAUGGUGGACAGUCCACCUCCAAGAAUAGGAAAACCAUGAAGGACCAAACUAAACACGGAAGGAAGGAGAAGUGUGUUGGUGCCAAGGACCUGCCAGGGGUGGUGGCUUUGGCCACAGAGACAAGCAACUUGGGUGAAAUUCCGACCCCUAAAGCAAGAGAGAAGGAGUUCUUCAACCCAGUGCUGAACGAGAACCAGCAGUUGGCGGUUAGACGGAUUCUGAGUGGCGACUGCCGCCCGCUCCCCUAUGUUCUCUUUGGACCUCCUGGGACGGGAAAGACGGUGACGAUAAUCGAGGCUGUCCUGCAGGUACAUUUUGCUUUGCCAGACAGUCGGAUUUUGGUCUGCGCGCCCUCUAAUAGCGCCGCUGACCUUGUGUGUUUGCGGCUGCAUGAGAGCAAGGUGCUGAGGCCAGCGGCCAUGGUCCGGGUGAAUGCCACCUGCAGGUUUGAGGAGACAAUCAUCGACACCAUCAAACCAUAUUGCAAAGAUGGAGAAGACAUCUGGAAAGCUUCGCGCUUCCGGGUGAUAAUCACAACAUGCAGCAGCGCAGGGCUUUUCUACCAGAUAGGAGUAAGAGUCGGACACUUUACCCACGUGUUUGUGGACGAGGCCGGGCAGGCGAGCGAACCAGAGUGCCUCAUUCCUCUGGGGCUGAUCUCAGACAUCAGCGGCCAGAUUGUGCUUGCCGGAGACCCUAUGCAGCUCGGCCCGGUCAUCAAGUCCAGACUGGCGAUGGCCUACGGGCUGAACGUGUCCAUGCUGGAGAGGCUGAUGGCUCGACCAGUGUAUCUCAGGGACGAAAAUGCUUUUGGUGCUUGUGGCGCAUACAACCCCCUGUUGGUUCCGGGUGCCCAUGGAGAGACUCCUCGGCUACGCCCAGACACAAGAGAAGAGAGAGAGGUCACGAAGCUCGUGAAGAACUACAGAUCCCACGCUGCUCUACUGGCGCUGCCCUCGCGCCUGUUCUAUCACAGGGAGCUCGAAGUGUGUGCGGACCCAGAAGUGGUGACCUCUCUGCUGGGCUGGGAGAAGUUACCUAAGAAAGGCUUCCCUCUCAUCUUCCACGGCGUGAGAGGCAGCGAGGCUCGAGAGGGGAGAAGCCCAUCGUGGUUCAACCCCGCGGAGGCCGUCCAGGCCAUGCGCUACUGCUGCCUGCUGGCGCGGAGCGUCUCCAGCCAGGUGCCUGCCCGCGACAUCGGUGUCAUCACGCCCUACCGAAAGCAGGUAGAGAAAAUCAAAAUUCUUCUGCGAAAUGUCGAUCUGAUGGAUAUAAAGGUUGGAUCAGUAGAGGAGUUUCAAGGGCAGGAACAUUUGGUCAUCAUCAUUUCAACCGUACGGUCAAACGAAGAUAGAUUUGAAGAUGACCGAUAUUUUUUGGGUUUCUUGUCCAACUCAAAAAGAUUUAAUGUUGCAAUCACCAGACCCAAAGCUUUGCUGAUUGUGCUGGGAAACCCUCACGUUCUCGUCCGAGAUCCCUGCUUCGGGGCUCUGCUGGAAUACAGCAUCACCAACGGUGUCUACACGGGCUGCGAUCUGCCUCCCGAACUGCAGUCUCUGCAGAGUGCCACUCUUCCCUGUGCAGCCUAAGGGAGUGACCACGGCGCCUUGCAGAACCCACACUGACAAAGGAGCCCCCUCCCUGGCGGCUUCUCCACCUGCAGCUGUGCCGAGGUGAUGCCCCUGCCCCCGCCCCCGCCAUCCAGCGGCACCAGGAUCCUCAAGGCAGAGAUGUGUCAGGAUCCCGCUUGAUCCACAGUGGCUGCCUUCCAUGACCUCACCUGUAGACCCCUGUCCUCCGCCUGGCCCAGCGCAUGUCACUGUUCCUGUUCCGAGUCCUGUAGCCCGUCCUUGUCUCUCAGCCAGGGCUGCCUGUGUGGGAGGGGCCCCGUGGUCAUUCUGAGCUGCUCCUGCUGCCAUAUUUGGUACAAACUGGCCUGUUCCUGCCACCAGGCAGUCACUGCCACCCUAACCUGAAAUAAAUGCUCGACUAACCCUA
Molecule: messenger RNA, 4199 nt
Organism: Microcebus murinus (gray mouse lemur)
Lineage: Eukaryota; Metazoa; Chordata; Mammalia; Primates; Cheirogaleidae
Source: RefSeq, a predicted model, not a curated record